This is a messenger RNA of Eremomyces bilateralis CBS 781.70, 1405 nucleotides long. RefSeq lists its product as uncharacterized. The transcript has 3 exons. Bases 209 to 1111 code for a protein of 300 amino acids. The record is from RefSeq and is a predicted model, not a curated record. Lineage: Eukaryota; Fungi; Ascomycota; Dothideomycetes; Eremomycetales; Eremomycetaceae.
AAUGGCCGGCGACCUGGUCUCCUCGAUCGAGUGUGAUGAGGCUCCUGGUGCGAGGGAACGCUGCCUGCAUUGACAGGGACAUUCCACGAUGAAAGAGCUAUUUCCGGUUCGGUGUCAUUCAUGCGGGCUAUAAAGUUCUCGUCGGCGCACCUCAAGAUCCUAUCUUGAGGAACAUUGUCACACCUUUUAAACACCACUGACGUUCACCAUGCACGGGAGCUACUUUCGAGAUAUUGCGCUCAGCGCCUUCCUCCUCCUUGGGUCCUUUGUCUCCGCAGACAGUCUCGAUUCUCUCGAAGGAUUCAGUCUUGUAGAACGCGGUUUUCCUCUGGAGAAGCGUGUGUUGGAAGGACGAGCAUGUCGUACCGGAUUUGUCCCUUGCGGCAACGGCUACUGCCGUCCAACAGACGGCACCUGUUGCGCCAACGGUUCCUACGCUGAUUCGGACGAAAUCUGUUGCUCAGGUGGAUCCGCGCCUGCUGGAUCCACGUGCUGUCCCAAUUACGAUACGCAUGCGCGUCCUGGCUAUUACUGCUGCACAGAUGGAGCGAGCUGCCGGAAUGGCAGGACUUGUAGGGGAUGCACUCCCGUAAACGGCGGCGACGAAGGCGGAUCGUCGGGAUCGGGAUCGUCGCCCACGACCACCUCCGCGGCGACGCUUCCCACCGGAGGUUCUAGCGGGGGCGGAACUAGAUACUACACGUACACCAUCACCUAUACCUACCUUUCCUGGACCCUUGACUACGACAUCGUCCUCUCCACGAGCACCGCCACCACCACGCGCGUCUCCACCACGACUAUCUGGUCCGUCUCUGCCACCGACUCCGACGCCGCGGACAGCUCCUACAGCCAAUUCACACGCACCGAAUCGUUCUUCACGCCCGCCGCGGCGACUGUCAUUCCAACCAACAGCAUCCCGACUUCCACGGCCCGAGGCGCAUCGGCUCCCACUUCUACUGAAGGCUCGUCGUUGAGCGGUGGGAGCGCCGGUCCGAUUGGUGGGGUUGGGGCAAGUGAAGCGGGGCCUGGAUAUCGAACGGGCGUCGUGGCGGUGGUGGGAACCUUGGCGAGUGUGUGGGUGAUUCGAGGGCUCAUGGCUCUUCUGGCUUAGGCGGGCUGAGAUUGGCAGGGAGACUCGAUUCCUUUUAGGUUGGUUUAUGGAUGGCAUUGGCAUCUUGGCUGAAGAGCUUAUCCGAUACACCUGUAAUUAUGAGAUUGAACUGGGCAAUCAUAAUGACACGGCGAUUACUGGGAGGGAGGACUUUUAUAGGACUGCUUAAUCUCUGAGUUGAAUGGAAAUAUACCCAAUGUUAACCGUGUGUUACCUGCUAAUAUGUUGCAUCUAAUAGAUCCUCAUAGCCCAUGAACAGCAUCUGAUUUUGUGCUGUUUGCGGCGCUUUGUGCU